GCACUUUUAUUAAAUGGCCACCCUUUUGAGUCCUUGAAUGAAGUUGAAGAUAAACACAAGGAAUCAGUCAGAAAAUUCACUGCUUAGGUUACCGAUAACCGUCUAUUUCAUUUUAUCAAAAGGCUGCUUAGGCAAAAAAAUACUAGAAAUUUAUCCCUCCACGCAUCAAUAAUCAAACCCCAGUUGUGUAUACUAUAUAGUAAAUUAACAUUAGUCAUACAUAAUAAGUACAAACUUAGUAGUUAGCUUUACCCUUUCAUUCUUCAUCAUCAUCUACCAAGAAAGAGUCACAUAUGGGAGCCUGUUUUUCUUCCAAACCAUCCUCCACAACCAACAAUGUCCGUUUGGUUCAUCUCAGUGGAUAUGUGGAGGAUUUUGAGAACCCAAUUUCUGUGAGCCAACUCACUGGCACCUGUCCAAAGCACUUUGUUUGUACCUCACUUCAGCUUCUUUCACCUUGUUCAAAACCAUUGAAUGGAGACACAGAACUUCAACCUGGGAAUGUCUACUUCAUGCUACCGUACUCAAUCCUUCAAGCUGAUGUUUCUCCUGUGGAUUUGGCUUCCCUUGCAAAGAGGCUCACUGCAAUAGCAAAAACCAGCAAAGGGUCUUCUCUCAAAGAUGGUCCUUUCUCAAGCCAACAAGGGUUGAACAAUGUUUGGAAUUCGCCUUCAAGGAGUCCUGGGAGGCUUGGUGUGGUUGAGCGAAGUCCGUGUAGAGUGCAGCCUUGGAAACCUAUCUUGGACACCAUCAGAGAGAAGUCUUUCAAUCGGAGAAGUGAGUCAGAUUUGCAAGAACAUAUUUGAUGUUUGAAAGACCUUGAAUUGAGGUAAAAUUAGGAAGGAAGAAGACACAUGUUAGGUGGUUUGAUUAUCUUUUGACAAGGGAAAAAAUUGAAAUUUGAGACAGUUACACUUGAUAUUUUCUUGUGUAUAAUUCUUCUUUGUA
This is a messenger RNA of Vigna unguiculata (cowpea), 948 nucleotides long. RefSeq lists its product as uncharacterized. Lineage: Eukaryota; Viridiplantae; Streptophyta; Magnoliopsida; Fabales; Fabaceae. The record is from RefSeq and is a predicted model, not a curated record.